AUGCUUCUGAGUGAAAGAGAGGCCCAAUCUCUCAAGCUCUUUCUGACGACUGACCUCGAGCAUAGGUCCGAAGCAGACCCAAAUGUACUGGCUGACUAUGUAUUGGUCCUGCUCAAACAUGACCAGCCGAUACAGGAUUUACGCACUACCUGUCUCGACCAGCUCGAGGACUUUUUGAAAGAACAAACAACACCCUUCGUAACUCGUCUAUUCAAUGCCCUACAGUCAAAGGAAUACAUGAAGGAACCUCAGUCAAAAGGUGGUCAGCACUCAAACGACUAUCCUCCCGUCAUCGAAGAAGAGGACGACGCUGAAAAGAACUUCAAACACGCAAGGCAUCGUCAAGCUACCUUGGAUGGAGCCACUCCACAGGACGGCAAAAAACGAAUGAGAGACAGCGCUAACGACCUGCCUCAUUCGGAUUACGAUCAACCUCCAUCAAAACGACAAGAUAUCGAUGAUCAUCGUAAUAAUAACAACAUCAAUAACAAUAAUAAUAGUAGAGGUGACCCAUACGAUUCCCGUCGAUCAAGACCUGGUCCUGAAGUCGUCGAAAGACUAGGCCCAAUGAAUGGACGUGGCAGGUUUAAUAAUCCUAAUAGUAACAUGUACCGUCAACAAGGUAGACCGCCAAAUAUGGGUGGCUGGAAUCAGCAGCAGCAGGGUCCUCCGCAGAUGAAUGGUGGUGACAGAUACAUGAAUUCACCUAUGAGAGGUGGCAUGAGUCGAAUGGGAGGAUUUGAUCGUGGUGGUCCUAGAGGCUCGCCAAUGCAAGGUGGCUAUCCACCGCAGCAGCAACAAAUGCAACAACAACAGCCAAUACGUCGUUCAAAUCAAAGAGCUCAGAAAUGUCGGGAUUAUGAAGAACGAGGCUAUUGUCUACGAGGUGAUGACUGUCCGUUUGAUCAUGGAGCUGACCGAAUUGUAAUGGAAGAUCCAAUGGCCCUGUUUCCCUCCUCACAACAGCCCAUGAUGCCUCCUAUGCCAUACGGUGAUCAAGGCCAAGAUUGGUCUCAACGAAAUGGAAUGGAUCAAGGACCGUAUAGAAUGGAUCCAACACUACCCUUCCAAAGUCAACAACGACCCCCUCCUCCUGUAAAUCCCACAUAUCAAGGUACUCCUGGUGGUAGUGGUGUUCGAGGACGUCUUGGUGGUGGUCGAGAAUAUGGCACUCCCGAUAAUACCACUCUAGUAGUAGAUAGCAUCCCACCUGAAAAACUCAACCUCGAUUCCGUCAACGCAUACUUUAAAAAAUACGGAUCGAUAAUGAAUAUCAAACUAGUACCAGGUACCACUCGUGCCGUGAUACAAUUCGCAGCACACCCACAGGCCAUGAUGGCCUUCCAAGAUCCAGAGCCUGUAUUCGCCAACCGCUUUGUAAGAGUAUUCUGGAUGAGACCUGAAGAUUACGCUAUAGCUGGAAUCACUCCUUCAUAUCCCUCAUCAGCCAGCAGAUCGACACCUGGAUUUAGUGCCAGACCUCAAUACGCCAGUGGCGAAAACAAUAAACCUUCGACAUUAUCAGCACCAGCACCACCAGCUACUCCCAAAGCCACCGAAGCAAUCAAAACGCAGUCAACUGCUCUUCUUACUAAACUCAUGACAGAACAGAAGAUUGUUCUAAGUAUGAUGGAGAAGGCCAAAACCGAUAAAGAAAAGGCAGACUUGAAAUCCAUGUUUGAUAACAUAUCACGCAAACUGGCUGAACUAUUAGAAGAAGGCAAAGCUGCUGCUAGUAAAGCUGCCUCUAUAGCCGCUGCUGCAAACCCUGUAAAUCAAAAGCAACUAGUCGAACAAAAGAAGAAGGAAGCUCUAGAUAGAGAACUCGAAGAAAUACAACGUAGUGUUGCUACUCCUACAUCAUCUAGCGUGAUAGAAAGUGAUCUUACAGCUGCUGGUGGUGGUGUUGACAACAGUAACGGUCUCAAUGAUAGCAAAAAGACACCAGAGGAAGUCUUGGCUGAACUCAAGACUAGAGCUGUCAGUCUCGGUAUCGACCUAUCUACACCAGGUGCUAUUGGACAUGGACGAGGUGGUCGAGGUGGUGCUAGUACUACAACAUUCCGUGGUCGAGGUGGUGCACUUGGUCGAGGUGGGGGAAGAUUCCAACUGGAUUUACGACCACGAACAUUACUCGUUGUUGGAUUUGAUACUCCUACUGACGAAAAUGUUAGAUCGCAUUUUUUGCAAUUUGGGGCUUUGGAGAGCGUUGAAAUACUAUCUGAUGGAAGUGCUCUCGUCAAGUACUCUAAAAGAUACGAAGCUGAAGCUGCAAUGAUGAAGGGAAUCAAACCGACAAGCGCUUCUGCUCCUCUGACUAUGACAUGGCACACGCCUUCUACCGCUACAAACCCUACUACUCCCGCUGCAGCCGCUAGUGCUGCUGAUGCUUCUGCUGAUAAAGGGGAAGUAGAAGAGGAUAAUAGUGAAGCAAUUCCAUAUGGUGAAGGUGACGACGAUGAUGAAGAGUCGCCUGAUAGACAUUUCCGUAGAGGAUAA
This is a messenger RNA of Synchytrium microbalum, 2499 nucleotides long. RefSeq lists its product as uncharacterized. Bases 1 to 2499 code for a protein of 832 amino acids. Gene Ontology annotation, biological process: mRNA processing. Lineage: Eukaryota; Fungi; Chytridiomycota; Chytridiomycetes; Synchytriales; Synchytriaceae. The transcript is spliced from 7 exons. Gene Ontology annotation, molecular function: RNA binding; metal ion binding. The record is from RefSeq and is a predicted model, not a curated record. Gene Ontology annotation, cellular component: nucleus.